Vigna unguiculata (cowpea) is the source of this 1284-nucleotide messenger RNA. Its product is annotated as beta-glucuronosyltransferase GlcAT14A. Gene Ontology annotation, cellular component: membrane. Gene Ontology annotation, molecular function: glucuronosyltransferase activity. The record is from RefSeq and is a predicted model, not a curated record. NCBI's taxonomy places the organism in Eukaryota, Viridiplantae, Streptophyta, Magnoliopsida, Fabales, Fabaceae.
AUGGGGCUCAAAAUAUUCAUGGCUUCCUUCAUGGUAUCCUCAAUCCUGUUCUUUCUCAUCUUCAUUCCCACAAGAUUGACCCUACAACUCUCCAGCCUCAGGCCUAACUACAUGAGUGCCCCAAAGAACAACAGCAAGGCCUAUCCGGUUACUUUUGCUUACUUGAUCUCUGCAUCAAAAGGAGAUGUUGGGAAGCUCAAAAGAUUGAUGAGGGUGCUUUAUCAUCCAGGGAACUACUAUCUGAUUCAUGUAGAUUAUGGGGCUCCAGAGGCUGAACACAGGGAAGUGGCACAAUAUGUGGCUGCUGAUCCUGUGUUUGGUCAAGUGGGGAAUGUUUGGGUUGUGGGAAAGCCUAAUUUGGUGACAUAUAGAGGACCAACCAUGCUUGCUACCACUCUCCAUGCCAUGGCAAUGCUUCUUAGGACCUGCCAAUGGGACUGGUUUAUUAAUCUCAGUGCCUCUGAUUAUCCCUUAGUUACACAAGAUGAUCUGAUACAAGUGUUUUCUGAGUUGCCAAGGGAUAUCAAUUUCAUACAACAUAGCAGUCAACUGGGUUGGAAACUGAAUAAGAGAGGGAAGCCAAUAAUAAUAGAUCCGGGGCUUUAUAGCCUGAAUAAAUCAGAAAUUUGGUGGGUUAUUAAGCAGAGGAGUUUACCAACAUCUUUUAAGCUCUACACAGGUUCAGCAUGGACAAUACUAUCAAGAUCUUUUGCAGAAUAUUGCAUAGUGGGAUGGGAAAAUUUGCCAAGGACCCUUCUACUAUACUACACCAACUUUGUGUCAUCCCCAGAAGGAUAUUUCCAAACCGUUAUAUGCAACUCUGAAGACUACAAGAACACCACUGUUAACCAUGAUCUUCACUACAUUACCUGGGACAACCCUCCAAAACAGCACCCUAGGUCUCUGGGACUCAAGGACUACAGAAAAAUGGUUCUUAGUAGCCGUCCAUUUGCCAGAAAAUUCAAGAGAAAUGAUCCAGUUCUUGAUAAAAUUGAUAGAGAGCUUCUCAAGAGGUACCAUGGACAAUUUUCCUCUGGAGGGUGGUGCUCUCAGGGUGGAAAACACAGAGCAUGCUCAGGUUUCAGAACUGAGAAUUAUGGUGUGCUUAACCCUGGUCCAGCUUCAAGAAGGCUCAAAAAUCUGCUAACAAAACUUCUCUCUGAUAAAUUCUUUCACAAACAACAGUGCAGGUAAUAACCAUAUAUGAUCUUCGUUCAUCUUUAUCACUUGUAAAGACUAUUGAAAUUUUGGUUAUAAUAUAUUGGAUCACUUUCUUCUUUGUCA